AUGAUUUCAACAAAUUUAGAGCAAUAUAAAUCAAAAAGACAACAAAAAUUGGCACAAAAACAAUCACAACUGAAACCUUCUACAUAUACGACACAAACCCCAUUUAGAGACGCCGAAAGAAAUUUUAAGUCGCGUUUACCACCGCCAGAUUUCUCUAACGUAAUAGAUUUUUAUAAUUUAGAUCAAUGUAAUGACGAACUUAAGAAUAGAAUCAUAAAAAUUGAAUUAAAAGUUGAAUUAGGUGAAAAUGGAGAAAGUGAAAAUUUAUUUGGCGAUUAUAAGGAAUUAAAAGAAGAAGAAAAGGACUUUAUUAAGGGUGGAAGGAGGACCGCUUAUUUAUUUAAAGAUUUACCAGGAUUUAUAUUUAUUCCUAAUCCUUUUACACCUAAAGCACAAAAACACAUAAUUAAAAGAUGUCUAAGAGAUUUCGCGAAAUAUCCAAAUAAAGGCAAUCUUGAUACUCAUUAUUUAUUACCAAAAGAAGGUUUAUGGAAUUUGCAUGAAAACAUAGUUAAUAAUGAUCUAAAUGAAAACCAUCCACAAUAUUUUAUUCCGUUAAAAGCAUCUGUGAUUGGACCUACUAACGAUAGUUUUUUAAACGAAGAACAAGGAGAACAAUGCUCUUCUUUUUCACAACCAAGGCCCGAACCACCACCAUCAUCAGGUGUGCCAAUAUUAACAUCAUCACAAUUAAUCAAAAAAAUAAGAUGGACUACGUUAGGUUAUCAAUAUCAUUGGCCAACAAAGACUUAUCAUUUAGAUAAGCGAUUGUCAUUUCCUAAAGAUAUUGAAUUGUUAACAACUUUUGUAAUAAAAUCAAUUUAUGGUGUGAAAUUUAUAACGAGUGAAAAAAAAGAAAAUGAAGAAAAAUAUUUCAUUAAUGAUUACGAUCAUAAAAAAUGGAAGCCUGAAGCUGGCGUUGUUAAUUAUUAUCAACUUAAAGAUAAUUUAAUGGCUCAUGUUGAUAAAAGUGAAAUAAAUAUGGAGGCUCCUUUAAUCUCCUUUAGUUUUGGUCAUACAUGCAUUUUUUUAAUCGGGGGAUCAACGAGAGAUAUUGCACCCAUUGCAUUGUACUUGCGCAGUGGUGAUAUAUCAAUAAUGUGUGGUCCUUGUAGAGCUAAUUUUCAUGGUGUUCCACGAAUCCUAGAAGGAACUCUUCCUAAAUAUCUUGAACCUUACUAUGACAAUGAUUCCGAAUGGAAUACUUACGGAGAUUAUAUGUCCAGUGCUCGUAUUAAUGUUAAUGUUAGACAAGUCUUUUAA
Messenger RNA from Funneliformis geosporum, 1263 nucleotides. Lineage: Eukaryota; Fungi; Glomeromycota; Glomeromycetes; Glomerales; Glomeraceae. The record is from the annotation of a GenBank genome assembly.